Planococcus citri (citrus mealybug) is the source of this 2426-nucleotide messenger RNA. It is a transcript of the gene Hsepi, whose product is annotated as D-glucuronyl C5-epimerase. Gene Ontology annotation, biological process: heparan sulfate proteoglycan biosynthetic process. Gene Ontology annotation, cellular component: Golgi apparatus. Lineage: Eukaryota; Metazoa; Arthropoda; Insecta; Hemiptera; Pseudococcidae. The coding region runs from base 194 to 1903 and encodes 569 amino acids. The transcript is spliced from 2 exons. The record is from RefSeq and is a predicted model, not a curated record. Gene Ontology annotation, molecular function: heparosan-N-sulfate-glucuronate 5-epimerase activity.
AUCGGCUUUUUCCUUUUCAUGAAACACUUCGCAGAUUUUCAUUAAUUAAACGUUAAUUAAUUAUUCAUCGUGAUUAGGUUAGGUUAUUCAAUUAACAGUUGGUUAUAAUUGAUAUAAAUUACUCCGAUAAUUCACCCAUUUGAUUUAAUCUAAAGCUCAAGUAUCUACCAUGUUGUAAUCACAAUGGAUUAAUAUGCGCUACAAACUACGUCUUUUUAUCGUAAUCCUGGUCGCUCACGCGUUAGUGGCUGUUUUCAUAUGGUCAUGGUUCAUAAACGGAGAUAUCACCGAACAACCCCGGGUACUGGCGUUUGCUGCGAGUAAUUUACGAAAAUUCGAAUCAGAUAAGUCUAAAGACAUUACCUUUAAAGAGAUACCAUGUAAUAUUAAUGGCGAGUACAAUAUAUCAUGUCGAAAAGAAUCCGACGAGAUAUAUUUACCAUUUACGUUCAUCAAGAAAUAUUUCGAAGUAUACGGAAAGCUAGUGGAAAAAGACGGAUCCGAAAUAUUCAACUGGUCUCAUAGUUACGCGAAUUACUACUCUGUGAAGAGGAAAUACGAUCCUAGAGGCAUCUUCACUCAUUUCCAAACUUAUAAAGUCGAAGAACGUGAACGCGUCAAAUGUAUCUCAGCUUCCGAAGGCGUUCCUUUAUCUACUCAAUGGGAUCCCAAAGGCUAUUACUAUCCUACCCAAAUCGCUCAAUUCGGAUUGUCGCAUUAUAGUAAAGCUAUUUUGGAACCCGAACUUGUGAAACGUGUUUUAGAAGAUGGCGAAGAUAAUCAAGCUAAUUGGAUAGUCUCGCACGUCUCUAGCAUUAAAAGAGACGUAGACGAUGAUGCGGAUUCUCAAGUGCUAUGUUUUGAUACUGCCGAAAAUAAACCAAUCAUGUUACACAUCAACGAUACCUUGCCAAUUCUAUCUUUCGAUUUGAAGUUGAACCCGAAAGGUUCCAACGAAUUCGUUGUCGAAGUUAAGAAUAUCGUUGAAAAACUGACGUACUAUUUGCAUUACGAUUGCAACGGUGAACAUAUCAACGUAUCGGGCGACGACAUUUAUUACGGAUUGAUUUGUAACGGUCGUGAAAACUGGUAUAAAUUGAGCAGAGAUAUUUUCAUCGAUGUUCAAAAGGGUGUUAUGUUGAAGACGAAAACGAAACCGAAAUUCCAAAGAUCAUCGUUAAAAAUUUUCAGUAUUCAAUUAAAAGGCAAAGGUUGCGUCGAUAACGUAACUUUAGCGAGUAAUAAUCACAUGACGCAAUUCUACUUAACGGUGAAUUGGCUACUUAAACAUCAAGAUGAAACUACCGGCGGCUGGGUCAAUCCAGUUACCCGUAAAAUGGCCGGAUCCCUUUUGCUGAAGCCGGGUUGGUAUUCGGCUAUGGGUCAAGGUCACGCUUUAUCUGUCCUAGCACGUGCGUAUUAUAUUUCCGAUAAAAACACCAAGUAUUUAGAAGCAGCACGUAAAGCUCUCGGCCCAUUCAAAGUUUUGAGCAAGAAUCACGGAGUGUUGGCGAUGUACAUGCACGAAUUACAUUGGUACGAAGAAUACCCAACUGAUCCACCUACCUUUGUUCUAAAUGGGUUCAUAUAUUCGUUAAUUGGAUUGUACGAUUUUCAUACCUUGGCUACGGUUGAUUACUCACACGAACCGUAUAUGCUCUACGUGCAAGGUAUGACUUCGCUGAAGAAAUUACUGCUGGCUUUCGAUACAGGUUCUGGAACGACGUACGAUUUACGACAUAUGAGCUUAGGUAUUGCUCCUAAAUUGGCCAGGUGGGAUUAUCACGCCACUCAUAUCAAUCAGUUGCUCUUGUUGUCGUCUAUCGAUAAAGAUCCACUGUUUUCCAAUACCGCUAAAAGAUGGAUAGGAUAUAUGAGCGGAAAACGUGCUUCACAUAAUUGAUUUCCUUCCUCGAUUAAAAAGUAUUGUAGUUGCCUUUAUAUCAUUAGAAUUUAGCAUUGUAAUCUAGUCAUUUCUUUUGUAUCUUUUUGUAUAGUGUAUAUAUUAACUCAAAACUCACAUUUUCCUCAAUUUUUCCUAUCAUUUUUUUUCCUAGUAUUAUUUUAAUAUCAUUUUUUAAAUUUUAUUUACGUGGUCUUCGUGACAUAUAUUUAUACUUACCGGUAGUGCCUCUAAUUGACUUACGUAAGGGUUUUCUUGAUCUCUAUAUUAUUUUUUUUUGUAUGCGUAAAAUGAAAUCAUAGACAUGUACACUUCCUUUUAAUUGGUUUAUUAGAUUUGACAAAAAAAAAAAAGUAUCGUGUGUAUAUUUCGUGCAUUGAAAAUCAUAAAGCUAAUCUUCCUGCGCCGAAUAUUGCUUUAAAUUGCUGGUACGACAGCUGAAAGAAUAUGUUACCUCGUUAUAAACUAUUGUCAUUAUUUUUGUUACAUCGGAAACAUAUUAAAUUGCUACGUUUUAUUUUAA